UCUUACAGAGUCACUGACUCACUGAGCAGCGCGUGUGAGUGUCUGUGAGGGAGAAGGCAGAGAUGAAGGAGAAGUUUUGCUUCCUUGUGAAACUCAUAAUACUAUUGUUUUAAGGACUUUUUGCAAAGAUGACUGCUACUUUUGUUUAAAGUAUUUGUUCGGAAUUGCUGAAUCUGGAGUCUACCAGACUGAGGUCAGGAGCAUUUUCUUUGGCAGAAAGAAGAUACUUUUAGAGAAGCCAUGCCUGUGCUUGGGGUUGCCUCCAAGCUAAGACAGCCAGCCGUAGGGUCAAAGCCUGUUCAUACUGCCCUCCCGAUACCAAACCUUGGCCCCACCGGCACGCAGCACUACUCACCAAAGUCCUUGGAGCUUACCGGGGCAGAGAGCUCGAUGCUGUCUUGUCAGCUCACCUUAAAGUCAACCUGUGAUUUUGGAGAGAGGAGAGCGCUUCAAGGGAAAACCCAGGAGCUGGAAGAUAGCAAGAUUUACACUGACUGGGCUAACCACUACCUAGCAAAAUCUGGCCACAAGCGGUUGAUCAAGGAUUUGCAACAGGACAUUGCAGAUGGAGUUCUGCUAGCAGAAAUCAUCCAGAUCAUCGCAAAUGAGAAGGUUGAAGAUAUCAAUGGCUGUCCCCGGAGCCAGUCUCAAAUGAUUGAGAAUGUUGAUGUCUGCCUCAGCUUUCUGGCAGCCAGAGGUGUAAAUGUCCAAGGUCUUUCUGCAGAAGAAAUAAGGAAUGGAAAUUUGAAAGCCAUUUUAGGCCUGUUUUUCAGUUUGUCUCGAUACAAACAGCAGCAACAUCAUCAGCAACAGUACUACCAGUCUUUGGUGGAGCUACAACAGCAAGUACCUUCAUCUCCAGCAGAAAUCAGCCAGUCCAAAACACAAGAUAUGCAGUCGAGUCUCACAGCCAGAUAUGCAACUCAGUCUAAUCACAGUGGAAUUGCAACCAGUCAAAAAAAGGCUUCUAGGCUUCCAGGACCCUCAAGAGUGCCAGCUGCAGGCAGCAGUACCAAAGUUCAGGGAGCUUCCAAUUUAAAUCGGAGAAGCCAGAGCUUUAACAGCAUUGACAAAAACAAGCCUCCACAAUAUGCAAAUGGAAAUGAAAAAGCAGAUUCACCAAAAGGCCCUCACCCAUCUGCAGGCAUGAAUGGAAAUGUGCAGCAUCCCACCAGCACUGGGCAGCAGCAGGUCUCUGCCAUACCCUCUCCAAGUGCCAGCAAGCCUUGGCGCAGCAAAUCCAUGAAUGUCAAACACAGCGCGACCUCGACCAUGCUAUCCGUGAAGCAGCCCAGUCCUGCAACCUCCCCUACUCCAUCCUCAGACAGGCUUAAGCCGCCCCCUUCUGAAGGUGUGAAGCCCCCUUCAUCUGGACAAAAAUCUAUGCUGGAAAAAUUCAAGUUGGUUAAUGCUAGGACUGCUCUGAGACCGCCUUUGUCACUGAGCUCAGGGCCCAGUGACAGCGGGAGAGAGGAUGACGCCUUUUCAGAGUGUGGUGAGGUGGAUGUGCUAAGUGGUGGGAUGAACAGCAGUGGUUCCACAAGUAGCAGUCCUAAAGUAUCACCGAAGUUAACUCCUCCAAAAGCUGGAAGCAAAAAUCUCAGCAAUAAAAAGUCUUUGCUACAGCCAAAGGACAAAGAGGAAAAGAACAGGGACAAAAACAAAGUUUGCACUGAGAAAACUGUCAAGGAAGAGAAGGACCAGGUCACUGAAACAUCUACAAAGAAGAGCUCAAAAAUUGCAAGCUUAAUCCCAAAGGGAAGCAAGACAGCAACAGCCAAGAAGGAAAGUUUAAUACCAUCUUCUAGUGGGAUCCCAAAACCUGGAUCAAAGGUGCCAACAGCAAAGCAAAGUACUUCAUCUGCAUGUGUGGCAAGUAAGGAAGCUGAGAAACUGAGGACUACAAAAGGAAACCAGUCCCAACCAACACCUAAGUCCCAACUUAACGAGAAGGCUUCUCCUUCCUGUGGGCUUGCUUUUUCUGAAGGGAAAGAACCAAGCACUGCUCUCACCCCGGGGCCCUCCACAGCUCUGUCAGGCACAGCAACAAGCAGCGGCCAAAGCUCGGGGAAUGGUGUUGUCCAACUUCCUCAGCAACAGCAAUACAGCCACCCUAAUACUGCCACAGUAGCCCCUUUCAUUUAUAGAACUCUUUCAGAAAAUGACAGUACCUCUUUACCACCUGCUGAUUCCUGCACCAGUCCUACUAAAAUGGAUUUGUCAUUCAGUAAGACUGCCAAACAGUGCCUAGAGGAGAUAUCUGGGGAAGACCCUGAAACAAGAAGGAUGAGAACUGUAAAGAACAUAGCAGACCUGAGGCAGAAUUUGGAAGAAACUAUGUCCAGCCUUAGAGGGACCCAGAUAAGCCACAGCACAUUGGAGACAACUUUUGACAGCACUGUGACAACAGAAGUGAAUGGAAGAAGCAUACCGAGCUUGACAAGCCGGUCCACCCCAGUGACUUGGAGGCUUGGGCAGGCCAGUCCUCGGCUACAGGCAGGAGAUGCCCCAUCCCUGGGUGCCGGGUAUCCUCGCAGCAGCACGAGUCGAUUCAUCCACACAGAUCCUUCUCGAUUCAUGUACACCACCCCACUUCGCCGAGCAGCUGUUUCUCGCCUUGGAAAUAUCUCACAGAUCGACGUGAGUGAGAAGGGAAGCAGUGAUUUGGAUAUGUCCUCUGAAGUUGAUGCUGGUGGCUACAUGAGUGAUGGGGAUAUCCUUGGAAAAAGUCUCAGAACAGAUGACAUCAAUAGUGGGUACAUGACAGAUGGAGGACUCAACCUAUAUACGAGAAGUCUGAACCGAAUACCAGACCUAGCUACUUCUCGAGAUGUCAUUCAGAGAGGGGUUCAUGACGUGACCGUGGAUGCAGACAGCUGGGAUGACAGCAGCUCAGUUAGUAGUGGCCUCAGUGACACUCUUGACAACCUCAGCACAGAUGAUUUGAACACCACCUCAUCUGUCAGCUCUUACUCCAAUAUAACUGCCUCUUCAAGAAAGAAUGCUCAUGCUCAGCUGAAGACAGACUUGGAGAAGCGUUCAGUUACAGACAGCGAAACUUGGGGCAGCACUGAAGAGCUGAAGAAACCAGAGGAAGAUUUUGACAGCAACAUAGACAGCAGUGGCAAGUGGAAAGGCCUUCCCUCGGGGCUGUCUGAAGAGUCGGAGAAGGGGGGACAGAAAGCCCCCCUCUCACAGACGGGAUCCUGGAGGAGAGGAAUGACUACACAAGUGGGAGCCACUCAGUCCAGGCACAAAGCAGGGACCAGUGCUCUCAAGACCCCAGGAAAAACAGAUGAUGCAAAAGCUUCAGAAAAAGUGAAAACUCCUCUGAAAGGAGCCUCCAUUCAGCGCUCUCCAUCAGAUGCAGGGAAGAGCAGUGGUGACGAAGGAAAGAAGCCUCCCUCUGGUAUUGGGCGAUCAACUGUUACUGGGUCCUUCGGGUUCAAGAAGUCUGGGAUGGGAUCUUCUACCAUAAUCACUGCAAGUGGAGCGACUAUCACAAGUGGAUCGGCAACUCUGGGGAAGAUGCCCAAAUCCUCAGCCAUCGGUGGCAAGUCCAACGCGGGACGGAAGACGAGCUUAGACGGUUCUCAGAACCAGGACGAUGGCGUUCUGCACGUGAACUCGAAGACAACGCUGCAGUAUCGAAGCCUGCCUCGCCCAUCUAAGUCCAGCGGCACUGGGAUCCCAGGCAGAGGUGGGCACCGCUCCAGCACCAGCAGCAUCGACUCCAAUGUCAGCAGCAAGUCUGCGGGCGCUGCUGCCACCAAACUGCGAGAGCCAAGCAAGAUUGGGUCCGGGCGGUCCAGUCCUGUCACCAUCAAUCAGACAGAUAAGGAGAAGGAAAAAGUGGCCGUGUCUGAUUCUGAGAGUGUCUCACUGUCAAGUUCCCCAAAAUCCAGCCCAACUUCAGCAAGCGCCUCUGGCACACCGGGACUUAGGCAGCCAGGAUCCAAAUACCCAGAUAUUGCAUCACCCACAUUUCGAAGGUUGUUUGGUGCCAAGGCAAGUGGUAAAGCUGCCUCUGCACCCAGUACUGAAGGUGUGAAACCCACAUCGGCAAUGCCCAGCCCUAGUACCACCUUGGCACGGCAAGGCAGCCUGGAAUCGCCGUCCUCGGGCACAGGCAGCAUGGGCAGUGCAGGUGGGCAAAGUGGUAGCAGCAGCCCCCUCUUCAGUAAACCUUCGGACUUAAAUGCAGAUGUUGUAAGCUUAAGUCACUCCUUGGCUUCCAGUCCCGCCUCAGUGCACUCUUUCACAUCAGGUGCUCUUGUGUGGGCUGCAAACCUGAGCAGCUCUUCAGCGGGCAGUAAGGACACACCAAGUUACCAGUCCAUGACUAGCCUGCACACCAGUUCCGAGUCUAUUGACCUUCCUCUUAGCCAUCAUGGCUCUCUCUCUGGACUGACAACAAGCACUCAGGAGGUUCAGAGCCUGCUCAUGAGGACGGGAAGCGUCAGAUCUACUCUUUCGGAAAGAUAUACUCCAUCAUCCCGGCAAACAAGUCAGGAAGAAGGCAAGGAGUGGCUACGCUCCCAUUCCACUGGAGGCCUGCAGGACACUGGCAGUCAGUCCCCACUUGUUUCUCCUUCAGCUAUGUCUACAUCUGCGACUGGAAAAUAUCACUUUUCCAACCUGGUGAGUCCAACCAACCUGUCUCAGUUUAACCUUCCCGGACCCAGUAUGAUGCGUUCAAAUAGCAUCCCUGCACAAGAUACUUCUUUUGAUCUGUAUGAUGACUCCCAACUGUGUGGCAGUGCUACAUCCCUAGAAGAGAGACCACGUGCAAUUAGUCAUUCGGGUUCAUUCAGGGACAGCAUGGAAGAAGUACAUGGGUCCUCGUUAUCACUUGUCUCCAGCACAUCGUCUCUCUAUUCUACGGCAGAAGAAAAGGCACAUUCAGAGCAAAUUCAGAAACUACGGAGAGAGCUUGUUGCAUCACAGGAAAAAGUUGCUACUCUUACAUCUCAACUUUCUGCAAAUGCUCACCUAGUAGCAGCUUUUGAAAAAAGCUUGGGAAAUAUGACUGGCCGUUUGCAAAGUCUUACAAUGACAGCUGAGCAAAAGGAAUCUGAGCUUAUAGAGCUACGGGAAACCAUUGAAAUGCUGAAAGCCCAAAAUUCUGCUGCACAAGCUGCUAUUCAAGGAGCUCUGAAUGGACCUGAUCACACCCACAAAGAUUUACGUAUUAGGCGGCAACAUUCUUCAGAAAGUGUUUCCAGCAUCAACAGUGCGACAAGCCACUCCAGCAUUGGCAGUGGUAAUGAUGCUGACUCCAAAAAAAAGAAAAAGAAAAACUGGCUAAGAAGCUCUUUCAAACAGGCCUUUGGAAAGAAGAAGUCCACCAAGCCUCCCUCGUCCCAUUCUGACAUCGAAGAACAAACAGACUCAUCUCUUCCUUCAUCACCCAAAUUGCCCCACAGCUCAGGAGAGUGCGGGGCAACAUCAAUGAAACCGUCACAAUCAGCUUCUGCGAUCUGUGAGUGCACAGAGGCAGAGGCUGAAAUAAUUCUUCAGCUAAAGAGUGAGCUGAGAGAGAAAGAGCUAAAAUUAACGGACAUUCGUCUUGAAGCCCUCAGCUCUGCACAUCAUCUGGAUCAGAUUCGGGAGGCCAUGAACCGCAUGCAGAAUGAAAUUGAGAUAUUGAAAGCUGAAAAUGAUCGUCUGAAGGCAGAGACUGGAAAUACUGGAAAACCUGCCCGGCCAUCAUCAGAGUCUUCAAGUAGCACAUCGUCUUCUUCAUCACGGCAGUCGCUAGGACUUUCUCUGAACAAUUUAAACAUCACUGAAUCUGUUACAUCAGAUAUUUUGUUGGAUGAUGUCACAGAUGGAGCACUCCACAAAGACGGCCAUAGUGUGAAAAUUUUAGUCACUAUAAAUAAGGGUUAUAGUCGAUCCAAGGAUCAAAAGUCGCAUACGUAUCUGAUAGGAUCAAUUGGAGUUAGUGGCAAAACAAAAUGGGACGUUUUAGAUGGUGUAAUCAGACGUCUCUUUAAGGAAUAUAUUUUCCGAGUGGAUCCAGCUGCUAGCUUGGGUUUAAACUCUGACUGCAUUGCUAGCUAUUGUAUAGGGGAUGUAACUAGAGCCCAUAGCCUAGAAGUGCCUGAACUGCUGCCUUGUGGAUAUCUGGUUGGAGAUAAUAACAUCAUCACUGUGAACCUGAAAGGAGUGGAAGAAAACAGUUUGGACAGUUUUGUGUUUGACACAUUAAUUCCUAAGCCAAUUACCCAGCGGUACUUUAAUUUACUGAUGGAGCAUCGCAGAAUUAUUCUUUCGGGACCCAGUGGCACAGGAAAAACCUAUUUAGCUAAUAGGCUGGCUGAAUAUAUUAUAACUAAAUCUGGGAGGAAAAAAACUGAAGAUGCCAUUACAACCUUUAAUGUAGAUCACAAGUCAAGCAAGGAUCUGCGACAAUACCUAGCUAACCUAGCUGAGCAAUGCAGUGCUGACAACAACGGUGCUGACCUCCCUGUGGUCAUAAUUCUGGAUAACCUCCACCAUAUCAGUUCACUAAGUGACAUCUUCAAUGGUUUCCUCAAUUGUAAAUACAAUAAAUGUCCCUAUAUUAUUGGAACUAUGAACCAGGGAGUUUCCUCCUCACCAAAUCUGGAGCUGCAUCACAAUUUCAGGUGGGUGCUGUGUGCUAAUCACACUGAGCCUGUUAAAGGUUUCUUAGGAAGAUACCUGAGAAGGAAACUAAUUGAGACUGAAAUAGAAAAGAACAUACGCAAUAAUGAGCUCAUCAAAAUCAUUGACUGGAUCCCAAAAACAUGGCAUCAUCUCAACAGCUUCCUAGAAACACACAGCUCUUCAGAUGUAACCAUUGGUCCCCGCCUUUUCCUCCCUUGUCCCAUGGAUGUUGACGGCUCCAGAGUGUGGUUCACAGACCUCUGGAACUACUCCUUGGUGCCAUAUCUUCUGGAAGCAGUGAGAGAAGGACUUCAGAUGUAUGGUAAGAGGGCACCCUGGGAAGAUCCCUCCAAGUGGGUAGCUGACACAUAUCCAUGGAGCUCUGCAUCUCUACAGCAUGAGUGGCCAUCGUUACUCCAGUUAAGACCAGAAGAUGUUGGUUAUGAAGGUUAUGCAUCAGCAAAAGAAGGAACAACCUCCAAGCAUGUUCCACAGACUGAUACAGAGGGGGAUCCCUUGAUGAAUAUGCUAAUGAGGCUUCAAGAGGCAGCCAACUUUUCGAGCGCACAAAGCUGUGACAGCGAUAGCACCAGCCACCACGAUGACAUUUUGGAUUCAUCCCUUGAAUCGACUCUCUGAAAUGGACAGCCCUUGGUGGAGGAUUAUGGUAAUAUCUGCUUCCACGAGACCACUGCCAGUAUUAAAGCAGCACGCCGAGGUCCCUGAAUGAGAACGGUGUGUUGUAGAUAGGCAGGAGACCUAACUGCAAAGUCAGGAAGAAAAAUUGAAGUGGAGAGCUUGAAUUAGCUUAAUUUCAAGGCAUUUUGAUACCUAUGGAGCCAAGUGAGACUCCAUUUGUCAACUGGAAGGGGCCCUGGAUCGAGGGCAUCUAAGCAGAUUGCACACGUUAGCCAAACUGGAAUUUUUUUUUCCUUUUUCUCUCUCUCUUUUUCUCUCUCUCUCGCUCUCUCUGCUCUCUCUGCUCUCUCUCUGUCUCUGUUUAUCUGUACAAGUUUACAGUGCAACUUCUUUUGUUCUUUUGUUGUUUUUUUUCCUUUUUUUUUUUUUUUUUUUUCCCUUUCCUUUACCCUGAGGUGCUGCAUACACAAUGCAGUCCUUCUAAUUCUCUUCUAACCUCUGUUGUGCCACGUGGUGCUGGUCACAGGACUGCAGUGGUGUUGGUGUUGUACGCUACUGCCCAUUCCAAAAUGAAUCAAAGAUGAUGAUCAUAACUCAGAAAGCACAAACAGUAUUGUGCAAUCACCAGAAAACAUGACUGUGAUAUGCUGGAUAAGUGCCAAUUUAAUUCUAACUGCCAUGGUCACGGUGAUGCGCUCCAUCAAGUUUUUAGUAUACGAGUCACAGAUUUUAUAAAGUUGUUUUUACCACAAAGGUCUUUUUUAACCACCUGCCCACUCCUUAACAACAGUUUUAUACCAAUUAUUAUCCAACACUGAUUAAAGGCUUCUUAGGGCUUCAUUUGUUUGAGCCUUUUCAGUGAAAGAAGGAACAUUUCUUAUGGUGCUGUCUCACUGCCUUAAAACAGAUUUCUAGAACAGUUUUACAGUUGGUUUAAUUCCUAAACCAUUGGUAAUUUACACUGUUUUUUUCUUCAUUUACUAAUGAGAAACCGUCAGUUAACACAGUAGCCUCAUAUCUGUAUAUCAUGAUUUUUUAAAGAAAUGGAUAGGAGAAAGAACAGUUGCUAUAUAAUAUUUUUAUCUUGUGAAUAGAUUGCUCUGCCUACCCUCAGAAAUACACAAGGAACCCAAACCCACUUCCACUGCCACCUAAACGCUGAGAAAAUCGGCUCAAAUCCAUUUGGUCCCAUGGAAUGGAGUUUUUGGAGGACAGAUGUUUUGAAUUUUUAUCCAGCAGAGCUGGAUGCACUUGAUGCAGCAUGAGCACAAAUAUAUGGUUUUGGUUUUG
Molecule: messenger RNA, 8562 nt
Organism: Centrocercus urophasianus (Greater sage-grouse)
Lineage: Eukaryota; Metazoa; Chordata; Aves; Galliformes; Phasianidae
Gene: NAV3
Product: neuron navigator 3
Exons: 37
Coding region: 241-7272 (2343 amino acids)
Biological process (GO): neurogenesis; nervous system development
Molecular function (GO): protein binding; ATP hydrolysis activity; ATP binding
Source: RefSeq, a predicted model, not a curated record